AUUUGUAUGGGUUUCUUGUUUUUCUUACAAAAACAAAACAACAUAUAUAUUUUCGUGAAAGUCAAUACCACCAAUAGUUAGUUUUUUUGUGACUAAUUCCUAUCUUAACCAGCUAAACUAAUGGAUUUGGGCGAAUCUAUCGAAGAUGAUCAAAAGUUUUUAAUUUACAAGCAAGAGGAAUUGUUUAAAGAUAGUUUUCCUGUCUUCAAGGAAAUACGUCGAAUUGGUAAACUAUGCGAUGUAACACUCAAGGUGGAGGACCAAACGUUUUCGGCCCAUCGAAUCGUUCUUGCGGCAACCAUACCAUACUUCUAUGCCAUGUUUACAAAUAAUAUGGCUGAGAGUCGUAUCAAAGAAAUAACAAUGAAAGAAAUCGAACCAUCAGCUUUGGAAUCUUUGAUCAACUUUGCAUACAGUGGUCAAGUACGCAUUGAUAAUCAAAAUGUCCAAAGCCUCAUGAUGGGGGCAUCAUUCCUGCAGCUUUUGAAAGUUCGUAAGGCAUGUGCUGAGUUUCUGAUUUCACGCUUUCACCCUCACAAUGUUCUUGGCAUACGACAUUUUGCAGACUCUAUGAGCUGCGUACAUUUAAUUAAGGCGGCUGAUAAGUAUAUCGACCAGAACUUUGAAAAAGUCUCACAAUCCGAAGAGUUUUUAGCUUUGGGUUUCGAAGAAUUAAUUGAUUUAAUUAAGAGUGACUACUUAAAUGUGAAAUCCGAAGAAGUGGUAUUUGAGGCCUGCAUGAAAUGGGUGAAGCAUUGUGAGCCAAAAAGGGCAGAAUUAUUUCCGCAGGUAUUGGCCAAAGUGCGACUUCCAUUACUCUCACCGCAGUUUUUGGCCGAUCGCGUAGCCCGAGAGGAAAUGAUACGUUCGUCACAUCAAUGUCGUGAUUUGCUGGACGAGGCCAAAGACUUCCACUUGAUGCCGGAGAGAAGGGGUCUCUUGCAGAGUUUCAGAACUCGACAUCGCGGAGAAUUUAUAUCGGGUCAAAUUUAUGCUGUUGGUGGUUUGGCAAGUAAUGGUGAAUCUGUGAGUACUGUUGAAAUUUAUGAUCCUAUCACUCAAAAAUGGCGUAUGGGUGAACAAAUGUCCAUGAUGAGAUCCCGCGUUGGUGUUGCUGUAAUGGAUGGUCAAUUGUAUGCUUUUGGUGGUUUUAAUGGUUCAGAACGUUUAUCAACAGUUGAAGUGUAUGAUCCUAGACAAAAUAAAUGGUCGCAAGGCAGUGCCAUGAAUUGUAAAAGAAGUGCCGUCGGAGUAGCUGCCCUAAAUGACUGCAUAUAUGUGUGUGGAGGUUAUGAUGGUGUAACUUCGCUAAAUACAGUGGAAUGUUAUUGUCCCAAAACCGAUUUAUGGAAAAUUGUGGCACCCAUGAUGAAAUAUCGUUCGGCUGGUGGUGUUGCUGCUUUGGACAAAUACGUCUAUGCUUUGGGUGGCCAUGAUGGUCUCUCGAUCUUUGAUUCUGUUGAACGUUAUGAUCCCGUCAGUGAUGUGUGGCAUAAAAUGAAGCCAAUGUUAAAUCGUCGCUGUCGACUGGGUGUAGCCGCUUUAAAUGGCAAAUUAUAUGCCUGUGGCGGUUACGAUGGUAACUCGUUUUUGCGCUCCGUCGAAGUCUAUGAUCCAAUCAAAGAUUCCUGGUCCCUGGUCACUUCCAUGAAUUGCAAACGCAGCCGUGUUGCUUUAGCAGCCAACAUGGGCAAAUUAUGGGCCAUUGGUGGUUAUGAUGGUGAAACCAAUCUAUCCACCGUUGAGGUUUAUGAUCCUGAAGCAGAUCUCUGGUCAUUUGUACCAUCUAUGUGUGCACAUAGUGGUGGAGUUGGUGCUGGCGUUAUACGCAAUGAAUAAACUAUAAUUUUAAUUGUAUCUACUUAGCUAUCUUCAUUCAUAUAUUCUUAGCUCUUUUUCGAAAAAGCAAAAAUUUUUAAAUCUUAAAUCUACUUAUAAAAUUCUAGAUGUAUAAUAUACGACUAUCGCCUGCGUAGCUUAUCAAAAUUAGAAGCAAAACGAAUAAUUGUAUUUUUUAAAACAA
This is a messenger RNA of Stomoxys calcitrans (stable fly), 2023 nucleotides long. RefSeq names its product kelch-like protein 18 (gene KLHL18). The coding region runs from base 121 to 1839 and encodes 572 amino acids. Gene Ontology annotation, molecular function: protein binding. The record is from RefSeq and is a predicted model, not a curated record. The transcript is spliced from 6 exons. Lineage: Eukaryota; Metazoa; Arthropoda; Insecta; Diptera; Muscidae.